CGCUUCCGUCUUCCAGACUGACUAAUUACGAUUCCUUUCUUCUCCCCUUUUUUCUCUCGGCGUGCCCGGGAAAAUGGCGGUUGCGAUGAGAAUGGUUUUGGGCCUACUGACAUUUGUCGCCAUCGGAAUGAUUAUCGGAGCUCUUGUGCAAUUGGCAUUUAUUCGGCAGUUGGAAGAUUCAUAUGGGAUGGAACCCACUUUGAGGGGAUUGCGUGGGAUUCGACAUGCUGUCCAUCCUUUGCCAAUAGGAGUUUCACAUUUGGCUUAUGACAAAGAAGCUCUAAUGCUACGUCUUGGUUAUGUGAAACCUGAAGUACUAAGCUGGUCACCAAGAAUAAUCUUGUUUCAUAACUUUUUAAGUACAGAGGAAUGCGACUAUCUUAGAGGUAUUGCAAAGCCCCGCCUUCAUGUUUCCACCGUGGUGGAUGUAAAAACUGGAAAAGGAAUCAAGAGCAAUGUCAGGACAAGUUCUGGUAUGUUUCUGAAUCCCGAUGAGAGGCGAUACCCUAUGAUACAGGCAAUUGAAAACCGGAUAGCUGUCUAUUCUCAAAUACCAAUUGAAAAUGGGGAGCUCAUUCAAGUGUUAAGGUAUGAGAAGAAUGAGCUGUACAGACCACAUCAUGACUACUUCACUGAUGAAUUUAAUAUAAAGCGGGGAGGUCAAAGAGUAGCAACCAUGCUCAUGUAUUUAAGUGGUGAUGUUGAAGGUGGAGAAACAUACUUUCCAAUGGUACAUCCUUCAAAAGUCUGUUUGGAAAUUUUGAAAUUCUAUAGAUCCUUUUCUCCUUAAGUUUAGAACCAUUAGAAAUAGAAUGAAAAGCCCUCGGUACCUUCACUGUUUGCCACAAUUCAAGCCAGAUCUUGUAAACUGCCCAACAUCUCAGCAUCAUUCUUGCCAAUGAAUUUUCCAACUAUGUUAUCAAGAUGUUAAGAUUGAACAAUAAUGAUUUUGGUGAAAAAGAGGUGUCUAACUAAUCAUGCAUUCCCUAUAUAUACCUGUGUGCACAUGCACUUAAUUGAAGGGGACUUGAUGCUUUAUUGCUGUGUCGGUGGCUUUAGAUGUUUUAUUGGAUUAGUUACAAAGUCAGCAUUAGACUUUUGGGAUAUAUAAUUUUCCCUCAAUUGAGAUACAAACCAGAAAGGGGUUUUUAAAUCAUUAGUGAGACUAAAUUUCAGUUGGACCUACGAAAUAAUUAUUUGAUAUAUUUGGGAUGAUUGUGGGUUUGUUACACUUAAAUUGGCCUUUGGCGUCAAUCCGGGGUUGCAAGGCCUGGCAAAAAGCUGUUAGGGCCAAACAAAAUGACAAGACUAACAGUUGCAUAUGCGCUAGCAAAUUGACCAUAUUGCACUCAUACAAAAUCCGAUUGAGAUGAUUCUACAGAAAGGUAAGAGUUCCCUCUGUAAUUUUCCUUUUGAACGCUUUCCAGGAUUCAGACUUUAUCUUGGUCCAAAAGGUUUUCCAAGUUGAUGCAUCCGCACUAUAUUUUUAAGCUGGGUAUUUUAUUUGGAUUUUGCAUUAAUUUUCACCAACAUGAGUAUCAAUGCACUUCCAAACAAGACCGCCACCUUUGAUUUUGAAGAUCCCAUUAGAUGAAUAAUUACAUUGAAAAUCUUCAAUUUUAAUAUUUUAGGGCUAGGGGAAGGGGUAGACCUAGGAAGACUUGGAAUGAGGUGAUUAGACAUGACUUAGGACUUCUUGCCUUUACUGAGGAUAUGGCCUUAGAUAGGAGCGUUUGGAGAGAUAGGAUUAUAGUAGUUGGCUAGGUGUCUUGAGCUUGGGGGUGUUGUUGUGUGCUUUGUACAACCUUUUACGUUUGGUGCUAUUUGCCAUUUGAUUGCAAUACUCUCGUUUCGUAACAUUACUUUAUUCAGUUUAGUUUUUACUCUAUGUGCUUGCUGCUUGAUUUGAGUUGUACCUAUGCCUUCCUUGCCUUUUGUAUCUACUGUGAUCCUUUUUAUGUGUAGCUCGAGCCGGGGGUCUCAUGGAAACAGCCUCUCUACUUUCGGGUAGGGGCAAGGUCUGUGUACACACACCCUCCACAGUCCCUACUUUUGUGGGAUGCAACUGGGUUGUUGUUUUGGUAAUAUUUUAGGGUUUUAUGCCAUUUUAAUUAGGUUGUAAUCUUUUGUAGUUUUGGGCUUAUCUUAUUUCUCAUUUGAAAGACCAGUUUGAUUAUGGAAAGAGUGUUAUAAAAUUCUUGAGCGGAUUUUAGUUUGAAACUUAAGAAUCUCUCAUUCUCUCAAGUGAGAUUCCUUUCAUUAUCAAGGUUAAUUGCAACUAUCUCGAAGGUUAAUUCCUAGAUCCCAGAAGUCUCAGAAUCAAAUUACCAAUCAAUU
Molecule: messenger RNA, 2337 nt
Organism: Cuscuta campestris
Lineage: Eukaryota; Viridiplantae; Streptophyta; Magnoliopsida; Solanales; Convolvulaceae
Source: the annotation of a GenBank genome assembly